Otolemur garnettii (small-eared galago) is the source of this 273-nucleotide messenger RNA. Its product is annotated as serine-rich and transmembrane domain-containing protein 1-like. NCBI's taxonomy places the organism in Eukaryota, Metazoa, Chordata, Mammalia, Primates, Galagidae. Gene Ontology annotation, cellular component: intracellular membrane-bounded organelle. The transcript has a single exon. The record is from RefSeq and is a predicted model, not a curated record. The coding region runs from base 1 to 273 and encodes 90 amino acids.
AUGACAGAGGUGCAUUUUAAAUUCCAUGGAAAUCUCACUGGGCGUGCCCAUUUUCCCACUCUGGCAACAGAGGUCGACACCACUUCAGACAAGUAUUCCAACCUGUACAUGUAUGUGGGCUUAUUUCUGAGCCUCCUGGCCAUUCUCCUCAUUCUGCUCUUCACAAUGCUCCUUCGGCUCAAGCACGUCAUCUCACCUAUCACCACUGAGAGCACAGAAAGUGUUCCCCAGUUCACAGAUGUAGAGAUGCAAAGUCGAAUCCCCACUCCUUAA